UUCAAGAGUGCAACAUCGGUGUGUUCUCUGGACAGGCAUUGGCAAAAGCACUUCAGAAGAAACACCAGUCUCCGCAGCUUGAGCAUUACUGAAAGCGCUAUUUCUGCCUACAGCAUGCAACUGCUGGGGGUUGCACUCCGGGUAAACUCCACACUGGAAGAGAUUGAGCUUUCAGGCAGGCGGUCUCUGCCCUUUGGAGGAAUCGUCGGGCUAUGUUCUUCACUGGCCAAGAACAAGACAUUGAAGAAGCUAACCCUUGGCAAGUUUCCAGCCACCGAACAAGAACGGGAGGCUUUGGCACAGACACUGGCAACCAGCGAUAGCUACGGCCGUGUUCAGCUGUCCUGGGCAAAGCCAGAUGUCAGCGGCCUGUGGAAUGUCCUGAUCUCUCCUACAGCCUGCCCCGAAGAAGUGUGCCUUCCUGACAUUUGCAGUCUAUCAAAGGAAGCCCUCGGGCUACUCUUCGAUGCAAUUGCCUCGAGCGAGCGCAUUCACACUUUCAGGGCUUUGUGGGAAGGAAACGUUCGGGCGAAAGGGGCAGCCUUUUGCGAAAUGCUCAAGUCUAAUCGAUCCAUCAGAACUCUGGACAUCUUCGUAGGAACUGGCAAUGGCAAUCUUGCCCACAGCAUUUUUCAUGCCCUCGCGGAAAACGAAAUGAUUACCAAGCUCAUGAUUGGCAUUGAAGUCAUCGAAAACGAUGAGAUGGCCACAGACAUCUCUUACUUCCUGGCUCACAACAAGACGGUCACAGCAUUUCACAUGACAGUGUCCCACUAUCUUUACACUGAAUUUGUGGAGGAGUUCUCAAAGGGACUGCAGCAGAACAGGUUGAUCGUAGAGCUCAAGCUCAAUAAGAACUUGAUUUGCAACGAAGCGAGCUUCACUGUUUUUGAAGCAGUUCGAAGGAACAGGGCCGCUCUGAACCGUGCAGUGGAUUUCAUUCUUUUGCACAAAGUAGACAGGGAGUGUGCAGAAGCCUUCGAGCUGUUUUCGAAGACGCCGCUUCUUCUCUCCCAUGCUGUAAAUGUUUCUGGGAAAACAGAAGGCGAGGUAUUGGCAGACAUGGUCUCAGCUGCUAACUGCUUAACUGACAACUAUCUCACUAUCACAGGGGUCGUUCGGAACUCCGUUGAAUGCCAUCCUGCCGAAGGGACUCAAAUAGCUGCUCUGAACAAGGACUGUUGGCGUGCCAUAUGUCGCCAUCUUAGAGUCACAGAUGUGUUGGUGCCUUCGUAAAGAUUGCCCAAAAUGUUGCUUUCAUCAAAUUAUCAUGCCAAAUUUGCAGUUCCAGUUUUUGAAGUUUGUUAAGAUGGCAUUGAAUGUUAGUAUUAACCUCUCUACGUUAUAAGCCAUUGAUGUACUACAUUUCAUCCCUACCAUUAUUAUUUCUGUGGUCAUUUGUAGGCUCGUUACAUUCUCCGUUGCUGGGUGCUCCUUGUUUAUUAGGCAAUGAAAUACUGUCAACUUUAUGAAUACAUGAUAACUUACCGUUUUGGUGAAUUUUCAUUUCUUUCAUCAUUGAU
Messenger RNA from Rhipicephalus sanguineus (brown dog tick), 1523 nucleotides. RefSeq lists its product as uncharacterized. NCBI's taxonomy places the organism in Eukaryota, Metazoa, Arthropoda, Arachnida, Ixodida, Ixodidae. The coding region runs from base 115 to 1236 and encodes 373 amino acids. The record is from RefSeq and is a predicted model, not a curated record. The transcript is spliced from 2 exons.